Messenger RNA from Pyricularia oryzae 70-15, 1347 nucleotides. RefSeq lists its product as uncharacterized. The record is from RefSeq and is a predicted model, not a curated record. The transcript has a single exon. Gene Ontology annotation, molecular function: ATP binding; protein kinase activity. Gene Ontology annotation, biological process: protein phosphorylation. Bases 130 to 1200 code for a protein of 356 amino acids. Lineage: Eukaryota; Fungi; Ascomycota; Sordariomycetes; Magnaporthales; Pyriculariaceae.
AGACCCGCAGGUAAAAAGCAUACCAAGGUUUCACCGCCUAAGCAAAAGUGGUUCAUAUUAUGUCUGCAGCCUCUUAUCCGCUGCGCACAGCUUUUUGCUGUUUUCAAAUCAACAGUCCGAAUUGCAUCAAUGGAGACAGAGUUUGUUCUUGCCAGCUGGAUCACCAGCAGCAUCGAUAACGAAUGCGACUUAAUCGUACGCUCUCCGGGAGCCGUGUUCUAUCUUCAAUGGAUACCAUCGGAAUUAGAAAGAGCACCACUUCUUCUCGCGGACUUUCUGAAGUCGCUUGACAUCUUAAAGUUGGAUUACGGCCAAAACACCGAUGACGUUGAUGAAGACAUGAUACAAGCAGAAGUAAAAAAGCUCCAACGCCCAUUUAACGAAAUCCUUUUAUCUCUCGCUCCAAAUCCACCGAUGCCCCCAUUUACGUUGGAUCAUUGGAUCAAUCCUCAAUGGUUCGUCCUGGUUGCCACUGCCGAUGAAAGUGACAAAAUCCGACCAAGAAGAGAGUACGAAAAUCCGUACAUGCCUACUGGAGAACCUCGGCAGUCAAUAUCGUUGAAAGGGUUGGAUCUGGAGAAGUGGGUACCAAAUUGGUACUCCUCACACGAAGUUCAAAUCAUGCCGUCGACAAAAGGCAAAAACCCGCUCCUCUUUACCCCGACCAAAGUUCAAGUUCGAGGCAAUAUCAUAUGCCACUUCAAAGGCAUCAAAUGCAAUUCUCCAACAGCAAUUCGAGAACUGAAAACACACCGUCAAAUUCUAGACGCUUUGGCAAAAGGCCGAAUCCCAGUGGACUUUCGAGUUUGUCGCCUCCACGGCGUGGUGUACGAUAAAUCCGACAAUAAUGAACGCAUUGUUGGACUGCUCCUGCUGCACAUUAAAACCAAGAUCAGCGAUGCGCCCAGCACUUUGGCGGACAUCGCCUUUUUAACCAAACAAGAAACAUGUCAACGUUGGUCCAAAGAGCUGGCAAAACUUGUUCACACUCUUCACAAUGCUGGAAUACAAUGGGGAGAUGCGAAACCGGAUAAUGUUUUGGUUGACGAGAAUGAUGACUUGUGGUUGAUUGAUUUUGGCGGUGGCUAUACUCCCACUUGGGUCAGCCGCCAGAAUUGUGGAAAGUUGGAAGGCGACAUUGAGGGGUUAAAGAAUAGCCAAGCGUGGCUUUCCAACAUCAUUGAUAAAUCCUGCCACUAGCUUGUCACGGAUCUGUUCCACUUUCACCUUGAUUCACAUUCCUUUAUUCCUACAUCUCCAUAGCUAGUUGAGGAACAGGCUCCGAAAUUUGAAAAACCUGCAAACGGUUCCCUUGGGGCCACAAAGCACUUGACUCUCCAUCGUGGA